Octodon degus (degu) is the source of this 852-nucleotide messenger RNA. It is a transcript of the gene Trem2, whose product is annotated as triggering receptor expressed on myeloid cells 2. NCBI's taxonomy places the organism in Eukaryota, Metazoa, Chordata, Mammalia, Rodentia, Octodontidae. The transcript has 5 exons. Bases 81 to 764 code for a protein of 227 amino acids. The record is from RefSeq and is a predicted model, not a curated record. Gene Ontology annotation, cellular component: cell surface. Gene Ontology annotation, molecular function: signaling receptor activity.
UGCCGACAGUGCUUCUGCAGUUCCCGGGAAGGAGGAGGGCUCGCCCAAGUCCCGGGUGUCUGUCCUCGCGGGAAGGCGGCAUGCAGGCUCUCCGGCUGCUCCUCCUGCUCUUUGUCGCAGAGCUGUCCAGAGCCCACAACACCACAGUGCUCCAGGGUAUGGCAGGCCGGUCCCUGCAGAUCUCCUGCCCCUAUGACCCCGUGAAGCACUGGGGGCGCCGCAAGGCCUGGUGCCGGCAGCCGCGCGAGGAGGGCCUGUGCCAGCGUGUGGUCAGCACGCACAGUCUGUGGCUGCUGGCCUUCCUGCAGAGGCGGAACGGGAGUACGGCCAUCACGGACGAUGCCCUGGGCGGCACCCUCACUGUGACACUGCGGAACCUCCAAGCCCAGGACGCCGGCCUCUACCAGUGCCAGGCCCUCCGUGGCAGGGAGGCUGACACCCUCCACAAGGUGCUGGUGGAGGUGCUGGAAGACCCGCUGAUCCUGCAGGAGGAUGGGGACAUCUGGGGACCCGAGGAGUCAGAGGCCUUUGAUGGUGCCCAGGUGGAGCAGAGUGUCUCCAGCCGCCCCGGAGAGACCCCCUUCCUGCCCACUCCCGUCCUCCUCCUGGCCUUAGUCUUCCUCAGCAAGCUGCUCGCCGCAGGAGUCCUCUGGGGUGUGGCCUGGCGUGGGUGGAAACUGGGGAAGCCUCCCGUGAAGGGUCAGGACAGCGGCCACGACGCAGGGCACCCCCUUCAGACCCUGGCAGGACCAAGGGACACGUGAGAGAGGGGAGCCGCAGCUGGGCGCCCUCCUGUGCAGUGCACGGGCCGCCGAAGCUCCUGGGUCUGCUCAUCUAGGCAAGAGGUCACCC